AUGAAACAACAUUUUUCUUACAUUGAAGAAUUGUUUGAUGCUCAAUAAUAUGUUCUGAUGACCAAGAACAUCCAAGAUUUCCAUAAAGUCACUUCAUACUUCAAAAAGUAUUCUUCAUUCAAAUCACUUAGAUUUUUUGAUGAUAUUUUGAAUAAACAAUUGGAUUUAUGUGGAACCAAUAUUAAGAAUGCUUAAAAAAUUACUAAAUACAUGCAAUAACCUUAAUUGCCCUUGUCUAAGAGUUUGCUCAAAUUGAGUCAAAUUGUAUAGGAUUUAUUUACAUUUGUAAAAUAAGGCAAUUUAGAGCAACAGGAUGGUCUGAAUCAAUACGAAUCACUAGUACGCGAAUAAAUUGAUAAAAUCAUAGAGCAUCAUAAUGGUUAUGUCUAAACUGCAAUCAAGUACUAUAAAAAUGAUGAACAACAAUACAAGAAGAGUUUGGAUGGCUUGAAAAACAGAAAACAGUAAUACACUGAACAAUUGGAACUAUAUAAACAAACUGUCAAUGAUCCUUCCAUGUUAUACAAUCAGAAUCUCAAAUAAUAGAGAUACAAUGAGUUGUAAUAAAAAAUAAGAAAAAUCAAAGAAAAUGAAAAUCAAAUUCUUACCUCUUUGGAAGUCCUCAAUUAUCGUAGAAAAUGCUUAUGCAUUGAACUGCAAUAACUUUAGAAAAUAAUUGAAGAAGCCUAUUCAACAAUUAUUGCAUUAACUCAUAAAUUGUGCUAUUCAAAUAUAAUCAGUUUUAAAAAGAAAUUGGAAUCAUUCUAUUAAAUGAGUAAAAAACAUCAGAAAUAGAUCAAAUAUCAAUUUACUAUCUUACCAGACUAAUCCAAAUUUAAUUUCGAUAAAAUAGAUUAUGUAAGUCAAUAGGAUUUUUAAUAAUUGUAUUAUGUACAAAAGAACUUUAAUUUUAAUUAAGAUGAAUCUUUUGAAACCCUAACUCAAAAUAAUGAGGACGUCUCAUUUCGUUCAAUAAAAAAUAUUCCAUCAGUCAAUCAAAGUUAUUAAACAAUAAAUGAUCAAAAUGAUCAAUGGAUACCUAACUUCCUAAAGUAAGAUAUUUAAUUGGUGCCUACUUCAUAAUUGAUACAAUAUUAUGAGUGGAUAUUAACAUACACCAAAGUAGUGAAGGAAAAUUGUAGUAUAAACAAUAAUCUUAUUUUUAAAUUGUUGUAAUUCAUAGAUGAAUUGAUGAUUUAAUUUAGAAAAUAAGGAAAAGCAUGCAUAAAGCAACCAGAUUUUAAGUAAAACUAUUUUUCUCAAUUGAAAUGGUUUGAAUAAUUUAACCAAGUCUUUGGGGAAUAGGGUUAUAAUGAUUUAUAUGCUUACACCAGUAUAAAUGAUUUGUUUAAUUUAUUUACUAAUAAAUUUUCAAAUCUUUUAUAAGAAGAAUAACAAUCCAUUUUAUAGGUUCAAGAGAAAAUUACAAACGAGUAAAACAUUGUUUUCUCAAGUAUAGAUAAAUAAAUGUUUGAUUUGCAAAUUGUGCAUCAAAACUAUCUUAGAUAAUAAGGAUAUAACAGAACCAUUACAUUAAGUUAAAUGGAUUCCAAUAAAAAGGACUUUUACAAUUAACCUAAAAAUGAAUAAGAUUUUAGAUAAAUGAUAAAAUAGAGCAAUGAUGCUAUAAAGCAUUUAGUAUUGGAACUAGAUAACAAAUUAAGUAAGAGAUACAAGACAAUCAGCGAAAUUACAGAAUAAAUUAACUUAGCUUUCAAUAUAAAUUUAAUAGAUUUAUUGAAAUUUACCUAUCAAUAAGAAGAUGCAUUAGAAUUGAAAAAGAAGUCAUUGGAAUAGGUUGUCUAAUAUUUGAAAACCUAAAACUCAUUCUCAAUAUUCUACAAAUAGAUCUUUGUGAAAAAUAAGGCUAAAACUUUAAUAGAAGAUUUAUAGACUGAAACAUAUGAUUAUAAAUACUAAUCUGAUUAGGAUUUUUAUUAACUUUCAACAUUACCUAAACCUAACAUUAUUCUGGAUUAAAGUUAGAAUGAUCAAGAAGAUGAUUAAUAAAGUAUAAGUGAAUAAUCAACAAAAGAGCAAGAUAAAGAUAAAAUAGAACAAUUAUAAUUUAUAAAAUCAAAGUUGAAAAUAGAAAUCAAUGAAAUAUUAAUUGCAUCAUUUGCCUGUGCAUUAUCAGAAAAAAUCUAAUUACAAGGAAGAUUGUAUAUCACAAAUAAAAGACUGUUUUUUCAUUCAAGUUUCAACUCAAAUAAUUUAUUUUUUGGUGAUACAAUAUUGAACAUUCCUAAAUAGGAUAUAAUGUGUAUAUAAAAGAGAGCAAAUGCAUAUAUAUUUGACAAUUCGAUAUCAAUAUUUACACCAAAAGGCUAGUUGUUCUUUGCUACAUUCUUUUAGAGAGAUAUAGCUUAUGAUUUAAUCAUUAAGACAUUUUCUCCAAAAGAAUAGCCUGAGUUAAUGGCAUCAUUAACAAAUCAAGCUCCUAUAAAUUCAAUAAAGAUUAUCAAUGUUCCAUACACUUAGGAUUAAUUAAAAUUAUUAGAGGAGAGAUAAUAAAGAAUAUUAAAUCUAAUGGGUCCAGAUCCAGAGAUAUUUAUAGCUGAGAGUAUCUUUGAAUUUCCAGAGAUAAAUGUUAAAUUGUUCUAUAGAUUGAUAUUUGGUGAUAAGAUGCUUGGAUAAAACAUGUCAUUUUAUGAGAAAAUGAAGAAAGGUCCUUUGGGAUGCGAUGGUUUAAAUUUGACUCAAUGGAUUCCUGCUCCACCAAUGGAUUUUGAUUCUGAUUACGGUACUCAAAAUUUGUUGGAUGGUCCUGAUUUCCUAGAGAGGGAAUUUAGUUGUAUUUAACCAUUACCAAAAUCUUCAAUUCCAUUUAUGCCCACUAAAUGUGAUUGUAAAGAAUAAUAAAAGAUUUAUUUCAUCAAUUAAGAUUUCUUUAUUUUAGACUUGAUAGUGAAAACCUAUAAAGUGCCUUAUGCUGAGUCAUUUCAAGUUCUGGUUAGAUACAAAUGCACUUAAACUGAGAAAGGAGUGAAGUUGGAUUGUAGAGUUAGAAAUGAAUUCUUAAAAGCCAUUCUGGUUAAAAAAGUUAUUGAAAAAGCAAGUCAAGAUGAGAUUUCUGAAAAGACUAACUAAAAGAUCUUUCCUGCCAUUAGAUAAGAGUUAAGCAAUUAUUUGAAAGGAUCAAAUAGCAAUGAUAAUGGUGAGGAUAAGAGUGAUACCAAUGAAUAGAAGGUGGAACAAUAGAAGAGUAAAAUAAAAUAAAAGUUGAAAUCUAUGAUUCCUUUUGUAAAUGGUACAAUAAUAACUUGUCUAAUCCUCAUUGUUAUUUAUUUCUUAUAUGUGAGAGUAUUGAGUAAGUUGACUAUCAAAAUAGAGUUUGAUAAAUGA
Molecule: messenger RNA, 3345 nt
Organism: Paramecium tetraurelia
Lineage: Eukaryota; Ciliophora; Oligohymenophorea; Peniculida; Parameciidae
Exons: 9
Biological process (GO): intracellular sterol transport
Cellular component (GO): endoplasmic reticulum-plasma membrane contact site; plasma membrane; endoplasmic reticulum membrane
Molecular function (GO): sterol binding; sterol transfer activity
Source: RefSeq, a predicted model, not a curated record